AUGAGAUUCGACCCUGAAUUAGGAAGAAAUACAAGACAACAUAUUUAUGGAGAAGGAAUGAUGGAUGUGUUUAAAUCGUUUGGUAAAAAAAUAUUUGGAAAGACAAUGAAAAAAGCUGCUAAAAAGGGUGCUGAAAAAGCAUUGACAGCGGCUGCAACAAAAACUGGUGAACAUGUUGGUAAAAAGGCUGGUGAUAAGAUAGUGCAAAUGCUAUCCAAAAACCCCCCUGCAAAAAAAGUUACUUUUAAUGAAAAUGUUAAAACAAUAAAUCCAAGUGAAAAAGAGUUAAAUCAAACUUUAAUUAACCUUCUUAGUGGAGGAUCAACACGUAAGAGAAAAUUAUAUAAUUAUUAAAAUAAAUGAAGUCUUUUAGAAAUCCAAAAUAUUUAGAAAGAUAUGAGGAUGUUGUUUAUGACCUGGAACAGACUUUAGCAUUACCUGCAAAUAACGCUCGCCAAAUUAAAACGGGUCUUAGAUUUGUUACUGAUAACACCGGAGAAACUACUCCUUUUGAUUGGUAUAACGCACGAUUAUCAAUGGAUUUUAAAGUAAAUAAGAUAGCUGGAACAGCUAUUGCAGCUAAUGACCAUAACGGAAUUGUAAAUGGUAGUAGCGCAUUUAUAGAAAAUUUAAGUAUUCUAGCAAAUGGCCGACAAGUUUAUGAUUGUAAUUAUGCAAAUCAUGUUGUAAACAUUAAAAAUUUGCUUGAGUAUAAUCCUUCAUAUGCUCAGAGUGUUGCUACAAACGAAUUUUAUUUUCUUGAUACUUCAAGAGCUGCAGAGGAAAGACCUGCUCAAGCAACUUAUAAUAAAGGUUUUCAUGCAAGAAAAUUACAAUUAGGUGCAUCAGCCACAGUAAACUGUGAAAUUCCUCUUAAUAGAUAUUCUUUCUUUGAAGCAUUGGAAGACAAAUUACUCCCAAAUACAAAAAUUGAGCUAAAUAUCGAGAUUGAAAAAGAUGCAAAUUUAAUUUUUCAAGGAGCUGAUGAUUGUAGAGUUAUUAUAACAAGACUACAACUUUUUAUUCCAAAACUUACGUUUAAUUCAGAAGGACAAAAGUUGUACAUGGAAAAUUAUCUUAAACCCUACAAAUGGACAUAUUUGAAUGAAGUAGUAGGGCGAGAUAAUGACACUCAACAGCAAACAGGGCAAUUUAGAAUUACAAAUGGUAUUUCAAAACCAAGGCAUGUAUUUGUUUUUGGAAUUGAUACGGCAAGAAUUGAUUCUCAAACGGCGAAUCCAUUUGUAUACGAUACUUUUGAUCUGCCAAAUAAUGCUAAUAUAUCAAGAUGUUACCUGGAAGUUGCAAAUGGAAACGAAUACCCAGAUAUUCACUUUAAACCUUCUACAGAUUUGUCAAGAGUUUUUAGAAAUGUGAUGUCAUAUGUUUAUGCAAAUAAUGAUUAUCAAGGUGGAACAUUACUUAAUAGAAGUAAUUUUAAAACUUUAUUUCCUUUUGUUUAUUUUGACCUGACAAAACAAAAAAUGGAUAUCAAAGAUGGAGUUACAAAAUUGGCAUUUCAUUACGAGUUGUCUGCUAAUCCAAACGCUAACUAUAAUUUUUACGCGCUAGUCUUACAUGAAAGAAUAGCA
Molecule: messenger RNA, 1592 nt
Organism: Porites lobata
Lineage: Eukaryota; Metazoa; Cnidaria; Anthozoa; Scleractinia; Poritidae
Source: the annotation of a GenBank genome assembly